AUGCGGAUGCAAUCCACCAACGCCCUGUUUCGGCGCGCAACUUUGUCUUCCUCCAGGUUCUCAUCCUCGUCCUCCACACUCUCCAUCGUCCGACAAUCCACCUUGACGACUGUGACCGGCACACGCGGCUUCGCAACUUCGUCCUUGACAGCCCAAACGAGCGCAACCACGAACGCAACCUCACCUUUGUCACUUGACACUUCUGCCGUGACACGAGCCCAGUUCCAAACUACUACCGCCCAAACUUCAACCCGCACCAUGGCCUCCGCAUGCAGCACCAGCUCCCCCUCUUCGGGGAGCCACUUCGAAAAGAUCCCAAACACCUCCAUCCGCGUCCUCCGCACCGUCUCCUCCGUCCGGCGCUUCCGGCAGCCCUUAACCCUCGACUCCCGCUCUGUCGCCCUCGUGCCGACAAUGGGCGCCCUGCACGCCGGGCACUUACGGCUGAUCCGCGCUGCCGCGCGCGACAACCACCACGUUGUGGUAUCGAUCUACGUCAACCCGGCGCAAUUCGGCGUUCGCGAAGACUUGUCAAGCUACCCAGUAACGUGGGAAGCCGACUGCGCUGCUUUGGCGAAACUUGAUCGCGAGCUAGCGGACGAUGGCAACAAUUUGGGGAGGAUCAGCGCUGUGUUUGCGCCUAGUACCCAAGAAAUGUAUCCUGCUGGAUUUCCGGGGCAGGAAGUUGAUAGUAGGGGAUCCUUUGUUACCAUAACGCCUGUCGGUGAGGUUCUAGAGGGGGCAAGCAGGCCUACUUUCUUCAGAGGCGUGGCGACCGUUUGCAUGAAGCUUUUCAAUGUGGUGCAGCCCACGAGGGUGUAUUUCGGGCAAAAGGACGUGCAGCAGACUGUGGUGAUCAAGAGGCUGGUGGAAGAUUUUCUGAUGCCGAUUGAGGAGGUGGUGGUUGUGCCGACUGAGCGAGACUCAAAGGGGGAUGGGCUGGCGCUGAGUUCGAGGAAUGUGUAUCUGGGGGAAAGGAGGCGGAAGGUGGCGGGUGUGCUGUAUAGGGCGCUCAAGGCGGCGGAGGAAGCGUAUGGUGCUGGGGAGGGGGAGAAGGGACGGGAGGGGAUUUUGGGCGCUGCCCAAAGAGUGAUGGAGGAGACGCUGGAGGAGCAGAUGGCGCUGGAGCCGAGCAGGAGGGUCAAGUUUGAAGUGGAUUAUUUGAGCUUGGCGGAUCCGGAGACGAUGCAGGAGUUGGAGGUUGUUGAUACAACCAAGGGAGGCAUCUUGAGCGGUGCGGUGAGGUUCUUGCCGGUGGAGGAGCCGAGGGAGGAAGAGGAUUUGGGACAUAGUGGGGGCCCGUUGGUGAGGUUGAUUGAUAACAUCAUCUUGCCGGGAAAGUAA
Sordaria macrospora k-hell is the source of this 1344-nucleotide messenger RNA. RefSeq lists its product as uncharacterized. The record is from RefSeq and is a predicted model, not a curated record. Gene Ontology annotation, molecular function: pantoate-beta-alanine ligase activity. Gene Ontology annotation, biological process: pantothenate biosynthetic process. Lineage: Eukaryota; Fungi; Ascomycota; Sordariomycetes; Sordariales; Sordariaceae.